AAAAAAGGAAAAAUACUAGUCUGUACGAGAAUGGCCUCUGCUGAAGUGCCUAGAGUGAAGCUCGGGAGCCAAGGACUUGAGGUCUCGAAAUUGGGGUAUGGGUGUAUGGGGCUAACUGGGAUAUACAACAAUCCGAUUCCAGAGGAGGAAGGGAUAGCAAUUAUGAGGGAAAAUUUCAGUAAAGGUGUGACCUUUUUCGACACUGCCGACAUUUAUGGCGCAGACCAUGCUAAUGAGCUCCUGGUUGGGAAGGCAUUGAAGUUUUUAGCUAGAGAAAAAGUACAACUUGCUACGAAGUUUGGUAUAUAUAAAGUUGAGCCUACAAGUGUUGUGGUUAAAGGAACACCAGAAUAUGUUCGAUCUUGUUGUGAGGCUAGCCUGAAACGCCUUCAAACCGACUACAUCGAUCUCUAUUAUGUACAUCGUAUUGACACGAGUGUGCCUAUAGAGGAAACUAUGGGAGAACUAAAGAAAUUAGUUGAAGAAGGUAAAAUAAAAUAUGUCGGCCUAUCCGAAGCUCACCCAGACACAGUUAGGAGGGCACAUGCUAUUCAUCCCAUCACUGCUCUCCAACAAGAGUACUCCUUAUGGACCCGUGACAUCGAGGACGAUAUCAUACCUCUUUGCAGGGAACUGGGAAUUGGGAUUGUUUCAUACUGCCCUGUUGGUCGUGGACUGUUUGGUGGAAAGGCAGUUGUGGAGAGCUUGCCUGCUAACAGCGCCAUGGAAAAACAUCCCAGGUUUACUGCACAGAAUUUAGAAAAGAACAAAGGAAUAUAUUUUCGUUUAGAAGAACUAGCUAAGAAACAUGGAUGCACACCUGCUCAACUUGCUCUUGCAUGGAUUCUUCAUAAGGGUGAUGACUUGGUGCCCAUUCCUGGGACAAGUAAGAUGAAAAACCUGCACGAUAACAUUGGUUCUGUGAAGGUGAAGCUAACUGAAGACGAAGUGAAAGAGAUAUCAAAUGCAGUUCCCAUCACUGAAGUGGCAGGCCUAAGAAUUGGAGAGGUCCUUUAUAAGACAACAUAUGCGUAUGCUAUCACUCCGCCAUUGAAGCACUAGACUAGCUUCUCAGAAAUUAUGAAUGAGACCAAUGAGUAAUUAUCUAUUUUCUUCCAUGGGGGCCAUUAUUAUUCUACUGUUGAGGAUAUGGGUAUCCAAGGUUCUAUUUGCUUCUUCCUUUUGUGCAUGCAGCAUGAAUAAUCAAUUAAUAACCAUUAAUGUGUGCUUCAGCUUGUAUUAUCAUUUUCCUUAUUUUUAUAAUCAAGUAUAUGGGAAAACACGUAACAUC
Cuscuta europaea is the source of this 1291-nucleotide messenger RNA. The record is from the annotation of a GenBank genome assembly. NCBI's taxonomy places the organism in Eukaryota, Viridiplantae, Streptophyta, Magnoliopsida, Solanales, Convolvulaceae.